GUAUUUCCGGGACUCCCCUGCGGCGGGGGCUUCUGGGGUUCUGAGCUCGGUAUGUGGCGCCUGGCUCGCCCUGUGUGCGAGCAGACUGCGAAGAGUUGCAAGCUUUUCCGCCCUCCGUGCAGGCCUACCGCCCUCAUGUCCACUCUGCUGAUCAAUCAUCCCCAGUAUUCUUGGCUGCAAGAGCUGGGACUCAGCGAGGAAAACGCGGGCGUGUAUAAUGGACACUGGCGCGGCGGGGGAGAGGUAAUUACGACCUAUUGUCCUGCUAACAAUGAGCCAAUAGCAAGAAUCCGACAGGCCAGUUCGGAAGACUAUGAAGAAACUAUAAAGGAAGCCAAGGAAGCAUGGAAAAUGUGGGCAGAGAUUCCUGCCCCAAAGCGAGGAGACAUAGUGCGGAAGAUUGGCGAUGCCUUGCGGGAGAAGAUUCGGGUGCUGGGAAAGCUGGUGUCUUUGGAGAUGGGGAAGAUCUUAGUGGAAGGCAUAGGAGAGGUUCAGGAGUACGUGGACAUUUGUGAUUACGCAGCUGGCUUGUCAAGGAUGAUCGGGGGACCCGUCUUGCCUUCUGAAAGACCUGGUCAUGCUCUCAUCGAGCAGUGGAACCCGUUAGGCCUGGUGGGAAUCAUCACUGCCUUCAAUUUCCCUGUGGCUGUGUUUGGCUGGAACAACGCCAUCGCGCUGAUCACAGGGAAUGUCUGCGUUUGGAAAGGAGCACCAACAACUUCUCUUGUUAGCAUAGCCGUCACAAAGAUCAUUGCCAAGGUUUUGGAGGACAACCAGCUCCCUGGUGCCAUUUGUUCCCUGACUUGUGGUGGAGCAGAUAUUGGCACAGCAAUGGCCAAGGAUUCACGUGUGAACCUGCUGUCCUUUACCGGGAGCACUCAAGUUGGGAAGCAGGUGGCCCUCACGGUGCAGGAGAGGUUUGGGAGAAGCUUGUUGGAGCUUGGAGGAAACAAUGCCAUUAUUGCUUUUGAGGAUGCAGACCUUUGCCUGGUUCUUCCAUCAGCUCUGUUUGCCGCCGUGGGAACAGCCGGCCAAAGGUGUACCUCUGUGAGGAGAUUGUUUUUGCACGAAAGCAUCCAUGAGGAAGUUGUAUCAAGACUGAAAGGUGCCUACGCACAGAUCCGUGUUGGGAACCCCUGGGACCCGAAUAUUCUCUAUGGACCACUACAUACCAAACAGGCAGUGAGCAUGUUUCUUCGAGCCGUGGAAGAAGCAAAGAAACAAGGAGGCACAGUGGCCUUUGGGGGCAAGGUGAUGGAUCAUCCUGGCAACUAUGUGGAGCCUACCAUUAUCACCGGCCUGUCUCAUAAUGCCCCCAUCGUGCAUGAAGAGACUUUUGCCCCAAUUCUCUAUGUCUUCAAAUUCAAGAACGAAAGAGAGGUCUUCGAGUGGAACAAUGAGGUGAAGCAAGGACUCUCGAGUAGCAUUUUUACCAAGGACUUGGGCAGAAUCUUCCGAUGGCUUGGACCCAAAGGUUCGGACUGUGGCAUUGUGAACGUCAAUAUUCCGACCAGUGGGGCUGAGAUUGGUGGUGCCUUUGGAGGAGAGAAGCACACUGGUGGCGGCAGGGAAUCUGGGAGCGAUGCCUGGAAGCAGUACAUGCGCAGGUCCACAUGUACCAUCAACUACAGCGCGGACCUUCCUCUGGCUCAAGGCAUCAAGUUUGAGUGGUGAUACCUCAGUUUGACCUCACAGUCUGCGGCUGCUCUGAAGAGGCCCCAGAAAACUUGGAUCUGCCCUGAUUGUUUUAUGUGCCAACAGUGGCUAAUCUCUAGUGAUCCCCAAAUCUGACUAAAUCAAGAUACCUAUUUUUCAAAAAUUCAAAUUAAAUAUUCUCAACCUAGUUACAUUUAGCAAAA
Arvicola amphibius (Eurasian water vole) is the source of this 1859-nucleotide messenger RNA. It is a transcript of the gene Aldh7a1, whose product is annotated as aldehyde dehydrogenase 7 family member A1. The record is from RefSeq and is a predicted model, not a curated record. Gene Ontology annotation, molecular function: aldehyde dehydrogenase (NAD+) activity. The transcript is spliced from 18 exons. Lineage: Eukaryota; Metazoa; Chordata; Mammalia; Rodentia; Cricetidae. Bases 52 to 1674 code for a protein of 540 amino acids.